Molecule: messenger RNA, 1630 nt
Organism: Athene cunicularia (burrowing owl)
Lineage: Eukaryota; Metazoa; Chordata; Aves; Strigiformes; Strigidae
Product: opsin-5-like
Exons: 7
Coding region: 347-1420 (357 amino acids)
Biological process (GO): G protein-coupled receptor signaling pathway; visual perception
Cellular component (GO): membrane
Molecular function (GO): G protein-coupled receptor activity
Source: RefSeq, a predicted model, not a curated record
GGCACGGACACAAGGGCAGGAUGCUCCGGACAGUGAUUUUCAUGGGGUAAAGUGUAUGAUCGACAGCAGCAUCGCUGGGCAGAGGAAGAGAAGGAGGAUCAGCACAGCAUCCAGAGGCUGGGAGCCUGGGUUGGGAAGGGGUGGAAGGAGAGAGAGAGAGCACCUUUUACUGAUGAACAGCAAGAUUUUCCCCCCUCUCUCUUGAAUUCUAAAAAUUGACACGCCAAGACCACUGUGGAUUCAGGCUUUCAGAGAUUGCUCUGAUCCGGAUGUUGAAAUAAAAGCAGCUGUGGAGCUCUAGGGGGAUGCUCUAUACGGAGUUCACAAAUAAGACACUGACCUGGACAUGAAUGGGAUGGCAUCGGAUCACAACACGUCCUCCCAGGAAGAGUACCUCCCACACUAUCUCCAGAAGGAAGACCCCUUCGCAUCAAAGCUUUCUAGAGAAGCUGACAUUGUAGCUGGGUUUUAUUUGACCGUAAUUGGGAUUCUUUCAACUCUGGGAAAUGGAUAUGUUAUUUUUAUGUCCUCAAAGCGAAAAAAGAAGUUGAGACCUGCUGAGAUAAUGACUGUUAAUUUAGCAGUGUGUGAUCUGGGCAUUUCAGUUGUAGGAAAACCCUUUAGUAUCAUUUCCUUCUUUUCUCACCGCUGGGUGUUUGGAUGGAUGGGCUGCCGCUGGUAUGGAUGGGCUGGUUUCUUCUUUGGCUGUGGGAGCCUUAUUACCAUGACAGCUGUCAGCCUGGAUAGAUACCUAAAAAUCUGUCACUUGUCUUAUGGUACCUGGCUUAAGAGACAUCAUGCAUUUAUCUGUCUGGCAAUAAUCUGGGCCUAUGCUACGUUCUGGGCUACGGUGCCUUUUGCUGGUGUGGGGAGCUAUGCCCCUGAGCCCUUUGGGACCUCCUGCACUCUGGACUGGUGGCUGGCGCAGGCUUCGGUGGCUGGCCAGGCUUUUAUUCUGAGUAUUCUUUUUUUUUGCCUCCUGUUCCCAACUGCGGUGAUUGUGUUUUCCUAUGUCAAAAUCAUUCUAAAAGUCAAGUCAUCCACCAAAGAGGUUGCUCACUAUGAUACCAGGAUUCAGAACAGCCACAUACUUGAAAUGAAGCUGACCAAGGUGGCAAUGUUGAUCUGUGCAGGGUUCCUCAUUGCCUGGAUCCCUUACGCCGUGGUCUCAGUGUGGUCAGCCUUUGGACAGCCGGAUUCAGUUCCCAUUCAGUUUUCAGUGGUACCAACUUUGCUUGCAAAGUCAGCAGCGAUGUACAACCCAAUUAUCUACCAGGUCAUUGAUUGUAAAUUUGCCUGUUGCCAGUCAGGAGGACUGAAGACACUGCAGAAGAAGAGCUCUUUGAAGAAACCGAGGAUGUAUACCAUAUCUGCACACAGGGACUCAACAGCGAUGAAUGAAACCCAACUGGAAGUAUGAAGACUCAUUUCACAUACAGUGAAUGAAAACCUGAUGAAAACAAUCAUACUGUCUCAAGUUCCUCUUUCUGUAAAUAAAUUAAAACAUGAUGACAGUUUUAUUUUACUCCCUAGUCCUAUGUACAGUGUAAUUCUUUCCAUCCUGACUAAAAUAGUGCUAUUAGAGCUGGGCAAAUAUUUUAAGUACUCAGAGGAAAAAGAAACAGAGAAG